Brassica napus (rape) is the source of this 673-nucleotide messenger RNA. Its product is annotated as CST complex subunit STN1-like. Lineage: Eukaryota; Viridiplantae; Streptophyta; Magnoliopsida; Brassicales; Brassicaceae. Gene Ontology annotation, cellular component: chromosome, telomeric region; DNA replication factor A complex; site of double-strand break. The record is from RefSeq and is a predicted model, not a curated record. The transcript has 2 exons. Bases 1 to 540 code for a protein of 179 amino acids. Gene Ontology annotation, biological process: DNA replication; double-strand break repair via homologous recombination; nucleotide-excision repair. Gene Ontology annotation, molecular function: nucleic acid binding.
AUGGCUUGCGUCUCAAGUCAUAGUCAUCCCUCACCCACUCUAAAUCCACCUCGUACGUCCACCCAUGGAUCGAUCCAGCAAAACACACACGCGAAACUCAUGACACGUGACAUCCACCGCCUGACACCAUCACCGACAGAAGCCAACUGUUUCUCCCUGGGGGCUAUCUCGUGGGUCUCACGCGUAGAGACAGUGGGCACGAUCGUCUCUCGCGACAUGGCCGAGAAGUUCCUCAAGUUCAGCGUUGACGAUGGCACUGGCUGCGUCACGUGCAUCAUGUGGCUCAACCAACUCACUUCUCCUUACUUCCACCGGUUCGACUCAUCGACGAUUCUUCUGCACUCAAGGGUCGCUCGUAGACAAGCAAGAGACAUCAGAAUCGGAGCCGUAGCUCGCGUUCGUGGCCGCGUCGGCUUGUACAGAGGAGGUAUGCAGAUCACCGCGACUAAUGUGGUAAUCGAGAGAGACCCUAACGCUGAGAUCUUGCACUGGUUGGAGUGUGUUAGGCUUAGUCGAAGCUGUUAUCGAAUUCAAAGUUAAUUAUGUAAAAUGAUUUCAACUGUAACUCGUGGUUUAAGUCUUAUCAUUCAUCUGAGAAUGUCUAGUUUCUUCGCCUGUGUUGAAAUUGAAACUCGAACUGAUAACCCCUUACUUAAGUUAUAACUUUUGAACA